AUUUCGGACUCCAAUUACGUCGCGCGGAAGUAAAGUUGAUCAGCGGCGCUUUGUUUGGAAAGAAGUGUCAGCGAAGAGUCGAAAUAAAAGAGGAAUAAAGAGGAAUAGAUCAUGUCCUGCUGCGCCACUGGAUGCAGGAACAGAUAUGCCAACGCAGAAGGCCUUCAUUUCUACCGGAUACCGUCGGCUGUGACGCCGUUUGACGCCGAGCGCAGGCGGCUGUGGCUGGAAGCGAUCAACCGAGAGGACUGGACGGAUGAGUUCAGCAGCUACGACGCCAUCCGCAACGCUCGGAUCUGCAGCGCUCACUUCGUGUCAGGAAAGUCAUCCCUGGAUCCAGAAAGUCCAGACUUUGUUCCCACUUUGUUCUGGCAGAGUGAGCGUAAGAAGACCCCAAAGAAAAGAGACAGGAAGAAAAAGAAAGUGACGGCAGCUGUGGAGCCGACAACAGACUCUCAACAGCAGCCGGACUCUCAAAUGUGGCUUUUUACGAACGCUCAUUCGGUCCCUGAGGAUCUGCUUCCGUCAUUGCAGCAAUAUGGCAUUAAGGUGGAACAGAUCGAAGACUACCCACAGAUCAAGGAGGAACAGGUGGAUCAGUGCAUCAGUCCAGACGUGGAGGCUGAUACCUCCAACAGUGCCGAAGUCAGACUUCCCAAAUCGGAACCGACCAGCGACUGCGAGCUCUUCCCGUCUUACGCCUCCGUAACUGUGACCCUAAAUGAAGACGACGAAGACGGUGAAAGCGAUGGCUCGUCGCCGCCUCCUCAUCAGAGUCAUAGCGUUGAAGUCUUUGUGGAACUGGAACAGCCUCCGAGAGACGAAAAGUCUUGCCGUUUUUGCGGUAAAAGAUUUAAGAGGGACUCUUUUCUCAUAAGGCACGUAGAAAGGAGUCACAAAGGGCAGAAAGCAUUUAAAUGCCUGAAGUGCAACAAGGAGUUUGACCAAAGGAACCAUCUAAUUCUGCAUGUAAGAAUUCACACAGGUGAGAAGCCCUUCAGCUGUGAUUUCUGUGACAAAACCUUCAGUCAGAACUCAAGUCGUAUUGUUCACAUGAGGGUGCAUACCGGGGAGAAACCAUAUUACUGUGCUAAAUGUGGCAAAAGUUUUGCCUCAAGCAGUCAUUUCAAAUUUUGCAAAAUGAAGAAGGAAUUUGAAAGCGCACCUGAAAAGGUGAACACAGACGAGAAUCCCAAAGAGGAGGAGAAGACCUUCAAAUGCUCCGAGUGCAGCAAGAUGUUUAGGCUGAAGCAGCAGCUCAUUCUGCACCAGAGAGUUCACACCGGCGAAAAACCCUUCCGCUGUAAUUUAUGCGGCAAAACAUUCACUCAGAGUUCCAGUCGAAUGGUUCACAUGAGAGUGCACACCGGAGAGAAACCGUAUCUUUGCAAGAAUUGCGGCAAGAGGUUCGCUAGUAGGAAACAUCUGAAAUUGUGCACGGUGACGAAGAAGAGCAAAACGAAGUCUUUUCACUGCGCGACGUGCGGCCGAUUCUUUCACACGGAGAUAGACCUGAACGUGCACAUGCAGGUUCACGAGUCGUGGAAACGACACUUGAGCGGGAAACUGCAAGAACAGGAGUGCGGACUAAACAAGACGCUGCUCCAUCCAUCCAUGGCGGGGACGCAGCUGCUCAGACUGCAGGUCAACGAGCGACUGGCUGCGGCUGCCGAGGAGAUCUUUGGACUUGUUGAAAAGACGAUAGCAGAGUAUCAGGAUGAAGUUGUCCGCUCCAGGACAGAAAUCAUCCAGCUGAGAAAGCAGCUCGAGCAGCUGACCGUUUUAAAGCCGGAGGUGAUGCUGUUCAGAGCAGACAUCCAGUCAGUCUCUGAGGAGAUUUUGCCUUCCCAGCAGCCAGACCAGCUUCCCACUGUGGUGAAAACUGAGCCCCUUGACUCUCAGCAGGUCCAAGAAGUUUCCAUCUUCCAAAUCCCACUUGUGCAAGUUGUCACAGUUCCUCCUCUCUGUCCUUCAGUCACCAAGCCGGAUAUGCUCCUGUUGUUGCAGGAAUGUGAAAUCAAGGCAAAACAGUUUCAAGAGCAACCACAGGUCAAAGAGGAGCAGGUGAACCAGUGCAUCAUUCCAGGUGUGGAGGCCGAUACUUCCAACAAUGCUGGAGUCAGACUUCCCAAAUCAGCUGCUGUAACUGUGGGUGUAAAUGAAAGCAUAGAUGACAAACAGGAUAAAAGCAAUGGCUCAUUGACGCUAUGCUGUGGCUCCAAGGAGGAUCAGAGUCAAAGCGUUGAAGUCAAUAUAGAACUGGGACUGGAACUGGAACAGCCUCCGAGAGACGAAAAGUCUUGCCGUUUUUGCGGUAGAAGAUAUGAGAAGGACUCUGUUCUCACGAGGCACGUAAAAAGCUUUCAUAAAGGGCAGAAAGCAUUUAAAUGCCUGAAGUGCAACAAGGAGUUUGACCAAAGGUUCAGUCUAAUUCAACAUAUAAGAGUUCACACAGGUGAGAAGCCCUUCAGCUGUAAUUACUGUGAGAAAACCUUCACUCAGAACUCAAGUCGUAUUACUCACAUGAGACGGCAUACUGGGGAGAAACCAUAUUACUGUGCUAAAUGUGGCAAAAGUUUUGCCUCGAGCAGUCAUUUCAAAACUUGCUUGAAGAGCGAAACGAAGUCCUUUCACUGCACGGCGUGCGGCAGAUGCUUUCACGCGCAAACGGACCUGAACGUGCACAUGCAGGUUCACGAGUCGUGGAAACGACACAUGAGCAAGAAACUGCAAGAACAGGAAAGCGGACUAAACAAGACGCUGCUCCAUCCAUCCAUGGCGGGGACGCAGCUGCUCAGACUGCAGGUCAACGAGCGACUGGCUGCGGCUGCCGAGGAGAUCUUUGGACUUGUUGAAAAGACGAUAGCAGAGUAUCAGGAUGAAGUUGUCCGCUCCAGGACAGAAAUCAUCCAGCUGAGAAAGCAGCUCGAGCAGCUGACCGUUUUAAAGCCGGAGGCGAUGCUGUUCAGAGCAGACAUCCAGUUGGUCUCUGAGGAGAUUUUGCCUUCCCAGCAGCCAGACCAGCUUCCCACUGUGGUGAAAACUGAGGCCCUUGACUCUCAGCAGGUCCAUGUGAAAGUUGUCACAGUUCCUCCUCUCUGUCCUUCAGACACCAAGCCGGUCUCUGAGGAACUGCACCUGUUAUUUCAAGAAUGUGACAUUAAGGCGAAACAGUUUCAAGAGUACCCACAGGUCAAAGAGGAGCAGAUGGAUCAGUGCAUCAGUCCAGACGUGGAGGCUGAUACUUCCAACAAUGCUGGAGUCAGACUUCCCAAAUCAGAACCGACCAGCGACUUUGAUCUCUUCCCAUCUUCCACUGCUGUAACUGUGGGUGUAAAUGAAAGCAUAGAUGACAAACAGGAUGAAAGCGAUGGCUCGCCGAUGCUAUGCUGUGACUCCGAGAAGGAUCAGAGUCAAAGCGUUGAAGUCCAUAUGGAACUGGAACAGCCUCAGAGAGACAAAAAGUCUUGCCGUUUUUGCAGUGAUACAUUUCGGAGUGACUCUGCUCUGAGAAGGCACAUGCAAAGAUUUCACGAAGGGCAGAAAGCAUUUAAAUGCCUGAAGUGCAACAAGGAGUUUGACCAAAGGCACCAUCUAAUUCAGCAUGUAAGAAUUCACACAGGUGAGAAGCCCUUCGCCUGUAAUUACUGUGAGAAAACCUUCGCCCAGAUAUCAAGUCGUACUGUUCACAUGAGGGUGCAUACUGGGGAGAAACCAUAUUACUGUGCUAAAUGUGGCAAAAGUUUUGCCUCGAGCAGUCAUUUCAGAUUUUGCAAAAUGAAGAAGGAAGCGAAGAGCAAAAUGAAGAAGGAAACGAAGAAGAGCACGAAGAGCAAAACGAAGUCCUUUCACUGCACGACGUGCGGCAGAUUCUUUCACACGGAGAUAGACCUGAACGUGCACAUGCAGGUUCACGAGUCGUGGAAACGACACAUGAGCGAGAAACUCAAGAACUACAGUGAGUGGAGGAAAAACAAACUAUGUGACACCAAAUAUUUGGGUGAAACAAGUAUUUAGGAAUGGUCUGUUUCAAUUGUUGUCACUCACAAAAGCAAUAUAUAUACUUGUAGAUGUGUGACAUUUACCUGAAUGAAACUAUUCACCAGUUUACGUGGAUACAGUUUAAAAUAUUGUGAUGUGCCAUGUAUGAUCUGAACUGACAUACAACUGAGACUGUGUCUUCUACAGUGAUGCGGUAUACUGGAUUACAAGCCUUACGUUUUGGCUUGUAUCACACUCCGACAUAAACAGUAGACUCUUUCACAGCAACCGCUUUGACAUGAAGAAGUAGUAGUAGGAGGGUAAACAAAGGCGUUAUCAAUGAUGCUAAUUAAGCUUCCACUUUAUUAAAGUCGAACAGAGUGAGGUUGCUGCUGUCGUGCAGGUCGGCUCACUUCUUUGUUAACCCGUUAAAAAUCGAGUUAUUCCCAUUGUGCUAAUACAAUG
Larimichthys crocea (large yellow croaker) is the source of this 4446-nucleotide messenger RNA. RefSeq lists its product as uncharacterized. The transcript has 9 exons. Gene Ontology annotation, molecular function: RNA polymerase II transcription regulatory region sequence-specific DNA binding; DNA-binding transcription factor activity, RNA polymerase II-specific. Bases 112 to 4017 code for a protein of 1301 amino acids. Gene Ontology annotation, biological process: regulation of transcription by RNA polymerase II. NCBI's taxonomy places the organism in Eukaryota, Metazoa, Chordata, Actinopteri, Sciaenidae. Gene Ontology annotation, cellular component: nucleus. The record is from RefSeq and is a predicted model, not a curated record.